Molecule: messenger RNA, 894 nt
Organism: Ipomoea nil (Japanese morning glory)
Lineage: Eukaryota; Viridiplantae; Streptophyta; Magnoliopsida; Solanales; Convolvulaceae
Exons: 1
Coding region: 1-894 (297 amino acids)
Source: RefSeq, a predicted model, not a curated record
AUGGGGGAUUUGAACGACCUCAUGUCACAGUCUGAAAAAUGGGGCUUGCACCCACACCUUGAGGGCCUGAUACAUGGUUUUUGUGACACUUUGACCGAGUGUGGGUUGUUGCAGGUUCACACGGUAGGCUACCCUUUCACUUGGGAGCGGGGAAAGGGGACUAUGGACUGGGUGGAGGAGAGGCUUGAUAGGGUGGUGGCUAAGGAGGGUUUGUGUGAUGCUCAUAUACAAGCUCAUGUUUAUAAUAUUAGCACAACAACUUCGGACCACUCUGCGCUAUUUUUGGACAUCCAUUCCCGUUUGGAUGCCCCCAGAGGCAGGCCACCAUUUCGCUUUGUGAAUGUAUGGUUAUUGGAUAGGGGAUGUAGGGAGGUGGUGGAGAGUGCCUGGGAUGGUUUGGCUCAGGUGGGACUGCAGGAUAAGCUGAUCGGGUGUGGGGAUAAGUUCUGUAGAUGGGGUGGUGACAGACAUCAUAAGUUUGGUAGGGAUAUUGGGGUGAUAAGGAAGGAACUAGAACGGCUAAGGGGUAAUCGGGAUGAGGAUUCUCUACAUUUAAUCAAGGAGUUGGAUGGCCGGUUGAUGAGGUUAUUGGAUCAGGAAAAUGCCUUUUGGAAACAAAGGGCCAAACAACAUUGGUUGCGGGAGGCUGAUUCUAAUACGAGAUAUUACCAUAAAUAUGCCUCGACAAGAAGGCGAAAGAAUAAGAUUGCUAAGCUGAGGGAUCGUGAUGGCACGUGGGUGGAGGGUGAUGUCAUGAGUUCUAUUGUUCUGGAGUACUAUAAUAAUAUUUUCAAGUCAAAUGGUUGUAUGGUAGGGGAGGUGCUGGAUUUUGUCCAACCGCGUGUGACUCAAGAACAAAAUGACAUUCUCAUGAGGCCCUUUGAAGCUGAGUAG